Molecule: messenger RNA, 741 nt
Organism: Penicillium nucicola
Lineage: Eukaryota; Fungi; Ascomycota; Eurotiomycetes; Eurotiales; Aspergillaceae
Product: SDR family oxidoreductase
Exons: 2
Coding region: 1-741 (246 amino acids)
Cellular component (GO): cytosol
Molecular function (GO): oxidoreductase activity
Source: RefSeq, a predicted model, not a curated record
AUGCACUCACCAUAUCAGCUGUGCCAACAGCACCUGUCAAAGGACAAACUGGAGAAUGUGCGGGCUCAGAUUCAACAUAAAUAUCCAUCCACCAAGGUCCACGCAUACCCUGUUGAUAUCCAAAAUCAUGCCGAGGUUGAUACAGCGGUAGCAAAGACCAUCGCGGAGCUAGGCAAGAUUGAGGUUUUGAUCAACAAUGCCGGCCUUGCACUUGGUGCACCCUCCAGAUUCUGGGAGCUUCCGGUGGAUCUGAUUGCCCAAAUGAAUGGCACCAAUAUCGCCGGUGUCAUGUAUACAACCCACUCGGUACUUAACAGGAGCAUGUGGCCUGCAAAACGGGGAACGAUUAUCAACGUUUCAUCCGUGACUGGUCUGGAAUGUCCACCAUUUGACGGAGAAGCCGUCUACCACGCAAACAAAGCUUGCAUUGAGGGCUUUUCCAAUAGUCUGCGCUCGGAGACAGCUGGCUCGGAUAUUCGAGUAUUGACCCUGCGGCCAGGUUGUGCUGCUACUAACUUCCAUCUUCAGAGGGUUAAGUAUGACAAGGAUGCCAUGGAUGAGUUUUUCUAUGGUUAUGAACCGCUUGUGUUUGAGGAUCUUGCCGAUGCAAUUUGGUAUAUGCUGAGUCGCUCUGGGAGGGUUUCUAUCAAGGCUCUCGAUUGUGUUCCCACUGCUCAGAGAUCACUUACUCGGUUUGAUCGGGAAUGGAAUGCCAGGCGGGAUGAGAGGCUUCAUAAUUAG